Messenger RNA from Neoarthrinium moseri, 417 nucleotides. RefSeq lists its product as uncharacterized. Lineage: Eukaryota; Fungi; Ascomycota; Sordariomycetes; Amphisphaeriales; Apiosporaceae. The record is from RefSeq and is a predicted model, not a curated record. The coding region runs from base 1 to 417 and encodes 138 amino acids. The transcript has a single exon.
AUGCCUUCCUCACACCCAGAGCCAUCCCAGCCCGUCCGCCUCGCCAAGGGCAGCUCGCUGACCGUAUCCGGCGGCCAGACAGAGGGCAUGCAGCGCGCCAACGCCAUCGCCGGCGUCUGCGACGGUAUCUGCGCCAGCCGCAUGGUGGCUGCCCCUCACACGGCGUCUGCGGUCCACCACCAUGGCGCCCAGGACACGGUCGUCUUCUGCGCGGCCGGCUCUGGCGGCGCCAUCGUGUCCGAGGGCGGCCGGCGGAGGGCCGGCCUCGAGCCCGGCGACUUCUGCCUCAUCCCUGCUUACAUGGAGCACCAGGAGGUCAACGACGGCGACGAUGAGCUGGUGCUUUGUGUGGUGAGGAGUGGGAGGUCGCCGUGUGUGGUUAAUCUGGAUGGGUGGGAUGGUGAUGUGGUUGAGUGA